AUGGAAAAUAUUGAUCAACAAGACUUUUUCUCUCCUAAAGAAGAAAAUGACUCAUAGAAUAUAUAUUAAAGAUAUCCUAGCAUUCCCAAUAAAAAAGCAAUUGCCCAGAGAAAGGGCAUUAUCAAGAAGAAUACCUGGUUUAAUGUUCAAAAGAGCAAUUAGUAUAAUGAUCAGACUAUGGAAAAUAGAACAUUAAAAUCAGAAGUAGUCAAGAUAGAUGUUGGUGACAGUGAAGAGUAACUUACUUUAUAUGGAAAAGCGAAUUGUCCUAAAUGCAAGGUAGAAUUUGAGAAAACAGAAAGGAAUAAUUAAAUAAGUUGCAAGAAUUGCUAACAUGAAUUCUGCUGGAACUGUGGAUUGAAUGCUCAUCAUUUCAUACAUGCAGAGUGGAUGUGCUUUAUUAGAUGUAAACAAUCUCUCAAUAUCAAACCAAAUCUAAAGAGAUCAUGUGGCUACUACUUUCUAACUCUAAUCCUACUGCCAUUAAUACUAUUCUUUGCUUCAUUCAUUCUAUUUUGCGUAGGUGGAAUUAUGUUAACUCUACAUGGCUACCAUAAUUCGGUGAAGGCUUUGCGCGAAGAAUAGAAAAUGAUGAAAGUUUUUUACAUGAUUCUAUUGAUACCCUCUCUGAUAUUUACUUAUUUGGUUGCAGUUGUAACAGGAUUAUUAUUCUCACCUAUUUUUACUGCUAUUGGAUUAGUGCCUGCUUAGUUUCUUUACUUUUAUCUCUUUAUAAAGAUGGCACUAUGGCGCUCAAGGCUCAAAAUUUAUUAGAAUAGUAUGGAUCAGGCUAAUUAUUGA
Molecule: messenger RNA, 801 nt
Organism: Stylonychia lemnae
Lineage: Eukaryota; Ciliophora; Spirotrichea; Sporadotrichida; Oxytrichidae
Source: the annotation of a GenBank genome assembly